This is a messenger RNA of Phyllotreta striolata, 1498 nucleotides long. NCBI's taxonomy places the organism in Eukaryota, Metazoa, Arthropoda, Insecta, Coleoptera, Chrysomelidae. The record is from the annotation of a GenBank genome assembly.
CAGUUUGCUUGGUAUUUUGACGUUUGUUUUGUAAAGUCGCAGACAAGUUUCUCUAUCUAUUGAUUUGUCCAGUCUACUAAAGUGUUUCCGAAUAUUCGGGCUGCAAAAUGACCAUCUUGACGAAACCGUUUUCGGAAAAGAAAAGCGACAAAGCGGUCGCCCCGUUGGUGGACAACGAGCAAUUGCCACCGCCGUUGAAUGCCAGCGGAGAUGUCGAAGGGCAACCUCACGUUUCGCGCAUCCUGGUCUUCCCGUCGGGCGUGGGUUCGCGCCAUUUCACGGCCCUCACGACGCUGUGCCUCCUGCUGACGGCCCUCACCGUGGUGGGCAUCGGCAUAGCAGGAGGAAAGGUCCUGUACGAUCAGUACCUGCGAGUGGCGCCCGCCGAGACGGACCUCGGCGAUUCCCGGUUCGAAGGAUGGGCGCAGAUACCCAUGAGCAAAGAUUCGCUCGAUGAGACUAUGGGUGAACAUCAAUCGGAUGAUGCGGAUGUGUUAAUCGAUAAAAUGUUUCCUACAGAAAAUUAUCCCGAUAUUUGGAACGACGACAAAUCCGAAUUCAAGAAGCUCUUCCUGAAGGAUUUCUUCCAAGAAAACUUCCAAAUCGACGACGACAAGAAGUACGAGAAAAUCGACGUGCCCGAUUUCAGGGACGGCCGCAGCGGACGGUUCAUACACGAUUUCAACACCAACACGACGGGCAUCAUCGACAUCACCGGUCACAGGUGUUUCGUGAUGCCAUUGAACAGGGACGACGUCCUGCCGCCCAAGUCGCUCUUCGAUUUGAUACACAAAAUGUGGGAAGGAUACUACAAAGUCAACACGGCUUUGGUUAGAAGAGACAUGAGAGUGGUACUUCCUCCUAUAACAGAUACGAAGAGCAUCGGGGGGUACAUAGCGAACGAGUGCGAUGGAUUGCCCAUUUAUAGAUUGGAGAAAUUCGUUGGAGGAGUGGUGAAGAGAUCGGUGAAGUACCAAUCUGAUGUGAAAUUCGCCGAUUUCGCCGGCAAGGGAAUUUCUCAAAUCGAAAUUAUGAACAUCGAUGAUGUCAUCGAUUACGAGAAGAAUUUGAAGAGUCAUUAGAUGUUUAUAAACAAAUAAUUGUUUACACUAUGAAAUAUUAUUAUAAUAAACGAGUUUAAUAGUUGAAAGAGCGUAACGGAAAUUUCGAGUUUUUUUGCUUUAUAUUUGUAUUUCGAAAUUUCAUCUUGUAUAUGUAAAAUGUAUUUUUAACGGUGAUGCAUAGGAAGAACUUUUUUUAAUAAACUGAGCCUGAUUUUUCGUGUUUAUUUGUCGUUUUUCGAGCAGCUUAAAUGGAAAAGUUCUUCGUAUACAUCAUCUGCGUUUGUUGAUCGUUGUGUAGACAAAUUAAGUAUAUCGAUAUAGAGGAUUUUUAAUUUUUAUCUUAUGUGAAAUGAUAUUAUGCAAUAUUAUUGUAAAGUGCAUGUAAAAUUCAAUGUACAUUUUAUAAAUAAACAUAGUAAACACUAUAAUACGUA